AGUCGACCUGAAUCCCCGAGAGGAGCAAUGGCUCUAACAACGCUGCUCUUGCUGGUGGCGGCCGCCCUGACCCUGAUCGAGACCCGCGCGGGCCCACACUCGCUGCGGUAUUUCCACACUGCUGUGUCCUGGCCCGGCCUCGUGGAGCCCCGGUUCAUUAUCGUCGGCUACGUGGACAACAAGCAGUUCGUGCGCUUCGACAGCGACGCGGAAAAUCCGAGGAUGGAGCCGCGGGCGCGGUGGAUGGAGCAGGAGGGGCCGGAGUAUUGGGAGCGGGAGACACAGAAAGCCAAGGGCCAUGAGGAGAGUUUCCGAGUGAGCCUGAGGACCGCACAGAGAUACUACAACCAGAGCAAGGGCGGCUCUCACACACUCCAGUGGAUGUAUGGCUGUGACGUGGGGUCCGACGAGCGCCUCCUCCGCGGGUACCUGCAGUUCGCCUAUGAAGGCCGCGAUUACAUCGCCCUGAACGAAGACCUGAAAACCUGGACGGCGGCGGACAUGGCUGCACAGAUCACCCUACACAAGUGGGAGCAGGCUGGUAUUGCAGAGAGAGACCGGGCCUACCUGGAGGGCGCUUGCGUGCAGUCGCUCCGCAGAUACCUGCAGCUCCGGAAGGAGACGCUGCUGUGCACAGAUCCCCCAAAGGCACAUGUGACCCAUCACCCCAGGUCUUAUGGUGCUGUCACCCUGAGGUGCUGGGCCCUGGGCUUCUACCCUGCUGACAUCACCCUGACUUGGCAGUUGAAUGGGGAGGAGCUGACCCAGGACAUGGAGCUUGUGGAGACCAGGCCUGCAGGGGAUGGAACCUUCCAGAAGUGGGCAUCUGUGGUGGUGCCUCUUGGGAAGGAGCAGAAUUACACAUGCCAUGUGAACCAUGAGGGGCUGCCUGAGCCUCUCACCCUGAGAUGGGAGCCUCCUCCAUCCACUGUCUCCAACAUGGCGAACGUAGCUAUUCUGGUUGUCCUUGUAGCUUGGCCAUCAUUGGAGCUGUGGUGGAUUUUGUGAUGAAGAGAAGGAGACACACAGGUGGACAAGGAGGGGACUAUGCUCUGGCUCCAGACAGCUGCCUGGAGUGGACUCAGUGACAGCCAGUGUGACCUUGGGUCUUCAUUUUUCUUUAGAGAACAGUGUCUGAUGUUCCCUGUGAGCCUAUGGGCUCAAUGUGAAGAAUUGUGGAGCCCAGCCUUCGCCUACACACCAGGACCCUGUCUCUGCAUUGCCCUGUGUUCCCUUCCACCGCCAACCUUCCUGGUCUGCAGUGGAAACUAAGGGUUCUUUGGAAAGUCGGUUGGAUGGCGUUGUGCUGGGGCAAACACAUGAAGGAGUGUUUCCUUAAAGUGGAUACAGGUGUGAAAUCCUAAGGCCGACUCCUGAAGGAACAUUUCACUGAAGCAGACACAGGAGAGAGGAUGUUCUGUUAAACAAGCAUGUGAAAGGAUGCGUGAUGAAGGAUUCUUUGCUAAAGACACACUUAUAUUGGUCUGCCUUACAUUGUGUAGUGGAGCUGCAUUGGUCGGGGCGCCAUAGAGAGAAACGCACCCAAAAAUUCUGAUAGUAUUCUGCAGUUGAUGCUUCCAAGGACAUGAGCUUAUUGGAUGCCUGUGCUGAGGCAAGACGCUUGGAGGACACAUGAUGACUGGAGAGUAUAAAUAGGACUCCAUGGAGUGACUGAGACAGAGUUUGCCUUGCUGGUACAGUGUGUGUCUUGUGUCUUCACUGUUCUUCACUUCCAUAAGAGAGGUACAGCAAAGAACUUCUCCUGGUAUUCCUGCUGGUCCUUCCUGCUGGCCCUAGCUGAGGCCUGGCUGUCUCUGCUAGGUCCUAUCACUUCUGUUGCUAACCUGACUCUACUGAACUGAACAACUGCUAUAUCCCUGAGGUGUUUUCAAGUGGAUGGAGCUGCCACUGCUGACCUGUGAAUUGAACUGCCAACGUCCAGACAACUCACAUGAGAGUUGCUCCCAAGUGUAGUCUCCCCUCCCCCAGCCUGAAACCUGCUUGCUCAGGGGUGGAGCUUCCUGCUCAUUCGUUCUGCCACGCCCACUGCUAGAACCUGCGGAGCCACACACGUGCACCUUUCUACUGGACCAGAGAUUAUUCGGCGGGAAUCGGGUCCCCUCCCCCUUCCUUCAUAACUAGUGUCGCAACAAUAAAAUUUGAGCUUUGAUCAGAAUGGA
Messenger RNA from Mus musculus (house mouse), 2180 nucleotides. It is a transcript of the gene H2-Q6, whose product is annotated as histocompatibility 2, Q region locus 6. Lineage: Eukaryota; Metazoa; Chordata; Mammalia; Rodentia; Muridae. Gene Ontology annotation, cellular component: membrane; phagocytic vesicle membrane; lumenal side of endoplasmic reticulum membrane. The transcript is spliced from 7 exons. Bases 28 to 1008 code for a protein of 326 amino acids. The record is from RefSeq and is marked validated. Gene Ontology annotation, biological process: signal transduction.